This is a messenger RNA of Fusarium fujikuroi IMI 58289, 1068 nucleotides long. RefSeq lists its product as uncharacterized. Lineage: Eukaryota; Fungi; Ascomycota; Sordariomycetes; Hypocreales; Nectriaceae. Bases 1 to 1068 code for a protein of 355 amino acids. The record is from RefSeq and is a predicted model, not a curated record. The transcript is spliced from 3 exons.
AUGAAGGCAUUCGCAGCAGCACUCCUUUUGGCCUUUCCAUCCAUCGCUGCCUCGCUGACCAAGCGUGACUGCGACUCCUUCGAUCUGACCGCUCCAGGACCCAAGGGAUGGUCCAGGAUGGGUCAACCAAUCCGGGUAUCAGAAAUCGUAAACUGCACCGCGGAAAGAGCCAAAAAGAAUGGCGAUGGCAAAGGGAACUGCAACAUUCAGCGCUAUAUAAUGGGCAUCAUUGCCAACGCGACUAUCAACAGCACUGACGGCGCAACCUUCCAAGCCCCAUCCCCAGCAAACCUCAACACUUCCAUGACAAACAAAAAGGCCAUUAUCAAAGCUCUGAAACACGAUAUAGGGCCAUUGGGAAACGUCACCUUGGAUAGGCUCGUCGUGAUACCUUUUAUUGCUCCAUUCAACACAACUCCAAACGGGACUUAUGGGUAUUGGACAUUUACGCCUGCAAUACAGUGCUGGCGUGGACAUCCCAGGGAUUGUGAUGGUGAUUUGGAGGAAGAAUUGGACGGUUAUUCGGCCGUGGUAUGCGGCUUCAGGCUUAAGAGCAAUUCGACGGAUGACCCUGUCACCACGUAUGAAGGCAACGUUAGUUUCGUGGAGAUGGACGAGGAAGAUGGUCUGAUCAAGUCUGAGAUCAGGCCAUGGCCAAGUCUCAGCAAGGCUCAAGAAUGGGCUAAGGAAUGGGAUGAAGCUGAUGUUGACUCCGGGGCCGGGAACAAGAAGAGUAUUCUCGAAGCAGUGAGAGAUAUAGCGGACUCUAAAAUGAUGGAGUACGUCAACUUACAGCGACUUGCAGUCAUACCAUGCGCAAACUCAUCCUGGCCCGGGACUCUGGAUGACUGUGAUAAUGACGAUGAUCUGGAUGAUACCGAGGUGGUGGUCUGCGGGUUCAGGAUUGAUAGAAAAGGGAGCAACGAGAGCGACGCCGAAUAUCGUGGGAGGAUUGGGUUUGUGGAGGAUAAUGACCCAAAUUCCAGGAUCAAACCUGGUGUUAGGCCUUGGCUAGACUAUGAAGAGGCCGUUGGUAUGGCUGAGGAGUGGGAAAGGAAUGAUGUGUAG